Messenger RNA from Purpureocillium takamizusanense, 1048 nucleotides. It is a transcript of the gene cox5, whose product is annotated as Cytochrome c oxidase subunit 5B, mitochondrial. Lineage: Eukaryota; Fungi; Ascomycota; Sordariomycetes; Hypocreales; Ophiocordycipitaceae. The transcript is spliced from 3 exons. The record is from RefSeq and is a predicted model, not a curated record. Gene Ontology annotation, biological process: mitochondrial electron transport, cytochrome c to oxygen. The coding region runs from base 209 to 724 and encodes 171 amino acids.
GCCCGUCCAGCGAACCAGCAGCGAGGAGAUCCGCCAACUCCCGCCAGCCCGAAAACUUCCUCCCUCGUACCACUUUCUUCUCAUCGCCAACGACCGCCGCACCGCGCGCAAACCCCCCCCCUCCUCCCUCCCCCCCAAUUGAACGUCGAAAUCAUCCUCGAACCUCGACCUCGGCCCUUCGUCCGUCCCCCGAUCAUCCCGAGCAAACAUGCUGCGCACCCAGGCGACGAGUGUGCUGCGCAAGGGCGCCCUGGUGCGCAGCCUCCCGGCCGUUGCCUUCCGCGCCGCGUCGACAGCCCACGCCAUCUCCAACCCGACCCUCGCCAACAUCGAGAAGCGAUGGGAGGGCAUGCCCCUUCAGGAGCAGGCUGACCUGUGGAUGGCCCUGCGCGACCGCAUGAAGGGCAGCUGGACCGAGCUGACCGUCCAGGAGAAGAAGGCCGCCUACUGGAUUGCCUUCGGCCCCCAUGGCCCCCGCGCUGUCGAUCCUCCCGGCACCAACGCCCGCAUUGCCUGGGGUGUCGCCCUCGGCCUCGGUGCCAGCUUCGCCAUCUUCGCUACCAUCCGGGCGUUCGCCAAGCCCGUGCCGGCCACCAUGACCAAGGAAUACCAGGAGGCUUCCAACGAGCUCCUCAAGCAACAAAAAGCCGACCCCAUCACCGGUAUCUCCUCCGAGGGCUACACUGGCAAGGGCCAGGUCCAGUCUCCCCCCAAGGGCAACUAAGCCAAGCUCACUCGACAAAUACCAAUUCCUUUCCUUUGUCUUAGAAAACACGAGUGGCUCAUGGGGGAGUGCUUCUCCUUCCAUGUGUAAAAUGGUCUAGGACGAUUUGGAGUAGAGAACCGCUGCAGUCAACGGCGGAGAGCCGGAAAGGAGCCACGUGUUUAGCGGUUGUAAAUACUGUACUACAACGAUGGAACUCAAGUCUUUUUCCCCCCAAUAUCCGUCAUGGAUGCAUUGAUGUAGAGUCAGUCCUAGAUGCCAGGGUAUGCGAACGCGAAUACCCAACCUCGCCGGGGCGAACCCGUUGAAGGUCACAAGCUGCCA